AUGGCCUCCGUUCUUGCUGUUGGUCUUGGUGUCGGUGUCGCUGCCUUCCUGGGCCGCGCCGGACUGGUCGCCUACCGCCGCUCCAAGGGCGGUAUGAACGCUGCUGGAAAGGCUUUCUACAAAGGUGGAUUUGAGCCUCGCAUGAAUCGCCGCGAAGCUUCAUUGAUCCUCCAGCUUCCUGAACGCACUCUAAACAAGGACAAGGUCCGCCAGAAGCACCGUCAGCUUAUGCUGGCUAACCACCCCGAUCGCGGUGGCAGCCCAUACUUGGCCACCAAGAUUAACGAGGCCAAGGAGUUCCUCGACAAGCACACUUAA
Molecule: messenger RNA, 318 nt
Organism: Penicillium taxi
Lineage: Eukaryota; Fungi; Ascomycota; Eurotiomycetes; Eurotiales; Aspergillaceae
Gene: pam18
Product: putative mitochondrial DnaJ chaperone (Tim14)
Exons: 4
Coding region: 1-318 (105 amino acids)
Biological process (GO): protein import into mitochondrial matrix
Cellular component (GO): PAM complex, Tim23 associated import motor
Molecular function (GO): ATPase activator activity
Source: RefSeq, a predicted model, not a curated record